GUGUCUUUAACAUUGACGUAAUCAAUGGGAGAGUCAGGUGCUUGAUUGUCAGAUAAACUGUGUAAGUUCAGAUGACAGGAAUGUAAACAAUAAGGAAAAAAUAUCGUCGUCUUUACUGGAACGAGGUGGGAUCAAUGGAUCCUUUUCCCGAUAGAAGAGUAAUAAUGGAUGAUUCUUUAGAGUCGGUAACCGUUGUAGAUGUUUAUGAUCAGGCUGCAGGGAUAGGGAAGGAGUUCGAAAAGCUAAUCGAGAACUAUGGAGUAGAUGCGGUGACAGACCUAAUGCCAAAAGUGAUAAAAGCCCUGGAGCAGUUAGAAAGUUUAGCAGGAAGAUACGAAAAAGAGAGUAGUGAAAUAUCAGAGUUAAGAUACACUAUCGAUAAAUUGGAGACAGAGAAACAAGAAAGAUCACAAGAAAGACUACGUUAUGAAGAGGAGUUGCUGCAGAUAGAGGAUAACUGGCAAAGGGAAACAAAGGAUUUGUUAAAGGCUGUGUCUGCCCUCCAGGAAGAGAACAAACGCUUGCAGAACCGCCUAGUGGACACGAAACAGGCAGUGGCUGAGGAGGUGGCAGCAGUUACUAGAGAAACCGAGCAAAAGGAAAUUCAAGUGUUAACUAAACUAAAGGAAACAGUAGACAAACAAAGAGAAGAACUAAGGAAAUAUAAGACUGAAGUGAAGCAUAAAUCAGCAGAUUGUGAUGCACUACAGAGCCAGUUAGAACAGAUCGUGAAGGUGAAUUCUGACCUGAGGCGAAGCAACAGCAUACAGAGGAAGCAGUCGCACACCCUGCUGGAGGAGAAGAGUGAGCUAGAGGCCCAGCUAGCCGACAAGGAGCAACAGAUCACCAAGAUUACCUCCCUGGUCAGAGAGCAGGAGGAGAAACAGGCCCCACAGACCACCGCCGCCCCCAGACCCCCACACCCUUCCCUGGAGGUGGAAGAGGAUGAAACGACUCUACACAAUGAGGUGGAGGCCACACAUUCCACAGGUAUCCCCCAGUUUCCCCCAGGGGCUCCGCCAGGGAGUGAGGAGGAGAGAGGGGAGGAAUCGGGGGAAAACAUGAAGAGCAUCGAACAAAACAUGAGCAUGAUCGGAAAGAUGGUCAUCGACAUGAAGGACCCGGACCGCCCGCGAUUCACGAUGAAGGAGCUGAAGACAGUGCUGAUGGAACGUAACGAGCUGAAGGCCAAACUGAUAGAGGUCGAGGAGGAGCUCACGGCAUUCAGGCCAAAAGUGCCAAGAAAGAACACUAAUUCAAGCACCGAUUUGGAAUACCAAGGGGAGGACCUGCCAGUACACGGUCCAAUCAACAGGGAGCCCGAUGAAAAAGUCUACCCAGGACACCGGAGACCAUCAGGGAUCCGCAAAUUUUUUACAGAGCUAGUGGAAAAACUCAACCUGCCAGAGUUGGAUUUCUAAUCUUGUGUAGUUAAUGAAAGUUUUGAUAGUCUCUUUGGUUCCUCCUCAAGAAGUCGUACAGACAGUGAAAUCUGUUGACAAGCAACGGAUGUAAAUGAAGAAUAUUUCUCUGAUGUUCGACUCAAUAUGGCAGCCUCUUGGUCAAUGUUUCUGCACGACAAACAAUCAUAUCCAUGGACUGAGUGAAACUGACUGUUGCCCAGGAAAUGUUCUGAUGCAUCAUGGGACCAAAAGAGGAUAAAUUUGUCAUAUCUGUGGCAUUCAUCAUGUGAUAACAUUUAAUUCUGUUAGCAAGUUGAUUUUAGAGUGACAAGAAUUAUAUCAAGUAUAUGAUCAGUAUUUAUUAAUUUAAAAGAAUGAGAAAAUUGGUAGUUUAUAUUAUGGUAACUUAGAAUUAUAUAUUGUAAUCAAAGCAAAAACCAUAUUUUUUCAUUGCAUGUAAUAUUGGCUGGUUGAAGCAAGUCUGAGUGUUGGAAUGCCAGUGUAUCAGAUAAAACUUUGGUAGCUUAUAUGUAUAUGAUUUGUGAUUUGCUAUAUGCUUUAUGAUUUUAAUGCUAGAUUUUUAUAUACAUUUGUUAUUUACUAGUAAUCAUCCAGUUUAAGAACCAGCAGACUUUGGUUGUGUGUUGAGAAACUGUUCUAGUUGUGUCAUGUACGAAUGUUGUUGGUGCCGUACUUAUCCAGCUGUUUAUUUUAUUUGGAACCUUAUGUAUCAGAUGACGAUUAGGCAUAUUGUUGUGUAAGAGAAGAGAUAGUGAUAUUCAAGUAAUGUCCAAGCUAACAGCAGGGCAAACUUCCCAAAGACUUUUGACUUCAUAUACAUGUACCAACUGAAGUAACGCACAAGUUGGGUAUAUUCAAUGGAAAAUAUACUCAUUUUUGUUUGUUUUGUUUUUUUUCUCCUUGGUAGUUUAGAUUCAAAUACAAUCAAACAAACAAAAUGUUGACAAAUUUACAAUAUUUGUACAGGUGUUGCUUAUAUUGAUUUAAAUGAAAUCUGUCAAUUAACAGUAAAUGUCUAUGGAACGUGUUCUAGAAAUCGGCAACUAUUUGACAACCUUACUUCAUUUUACACUGAUAUGAUAUUUCAUUUGUUAUGAUUUUAUUUUAUUGUUAAGUUUUUGUUAUGAAUUGUUGUUGCAGUAAAUUUUUAUCCAAUGCAUGCUUUCUUAGGCAAACCUUAAUUACUACUGACAGGAAUUUAAGAUAAAACCAUGAAAGCUAAUUAAAAGGAUAUGAGUUAUAUGUGAUGAUAUAAUACAUGUGGUAUGUUUCCAUUUUAUUGCUUUUGCAAAAGAAAUGAAGUAGAAGUAAAUUUGAGCAGGGUUUUUUUUCAAUCUUUUUUUCUUCAGCUUAAUCAGCUAAAACCAAUGUUUCAAAGAGAAUUUAUUACUUUUAUUAAUUACUACGGUAAUCAAUUUCAAAGAUGUAUUUAAGAGAUAUACUUAUAGAAUCUGAUGUCUCAAUAUAGUAUGUGUUGUACUUAGAAUGUAAGAUAUUUUCUAAAAGGAUUUUUAUGAUUCAAUUGAAUGUAUUUUAAUUUUUAUUCAAGUAAACAUUCAAUGUACAAGAUAAUAUACACUUUUUGUACAUUAAUGUAUAAUAUCGGACACAAGAUCACCAUAAAUUUUAGUACUUUUUAAAACAAUCAGGAAAAUAGUAUAUCUCAAGUAUUUAAUGAUCAAAACAAAACUUGUGUCUCUAUUUUUUUUUUUAUUAAUGUACUUGCUGGCUUAAAAUCGAUUCGCUCCUACCAUUCUGUUAAAGGCAUUCCAUGUAACUCAGCUUUGAGGCAUCAUAGAGAGGAACUGAUUAAAUCUAUUGUCAUUCCAUUCACUGUACUGUACACUGUAUCAAAGAAAAUUACCUCAACAUCUUUAUAUAUUUUGUAAUACACCAAGUAUUCAUAACGUACUAGUGGUUCAGUUAUCUUAGAAUAAAAUUCAUAUUUGC
Molecule: messenger RNA, 3374 nt
Organism: Magallana angulata
Lineage: Eukaryota; Metazoa; Mollusca; Bivalvia; Ostreida; Ostreidae
Product: RILP-like protein 1
Exons: 9
Coding region: 135-1421 (428 amino acids)
Biological process (GO): cilium assembly
Cellular component (GO): cytoplasm; ciliary basal body
Molecular function (GO): protein dimerization activity
Source: RefSeq, a predicted model, not a curated record